Leopardus geoffroyi (Geoffroy's cat) is the source of this 1088-nucleotide messenger RNA. RefSeq names its product apolipoprotein D (gene APOD). Gene Ontology annotation, biological process: tissue regeneration; lipid transport; brain development. Gene Ontology annotation, molecular function: cholesterol binding. Lineage: Eukaryota; Metazoa; Chordata; Mammalia; Carnivora; Felidae. The coding region runs from base 152 to 853 and encodes 233 amino acids. The record is from RefSeq and is a predicted model, not a curated record. The transcript has 6 exons.
AUGCGUUAAAAUUAAACGUCAGUGACCGAAUGAAGCUUAUAAAAUAGCUUGGGAGAAGCCAGUCAACAAGACCACGCAUCUCAAAUUGGAUGAAUUUGCAUGUGGAAACUGCCUUCAUCUUGACAGAAAAGGUUCCAUCCAGGGCCCCAAGAUGAUGACGGCGCUGCUGCUCUUUUCUGCUCUGGCCAGCCUCUUCAGUGCCGCAGACGGACAAGCCUUUCACCUUGGGAAAUGCCCGACUCCUCCGGUGCAGGAGAAUUUUGACGUGCACAAGUAUCUUGGACGAUGGUAUGAAAUUGAGAAGAUCCCAGUGAGCUUUGAGAAGGGAAGUUGCAUCCAAGCCAACUACUCGCUAAUGGAAAACGGAAACAUCAAAGUGAUAAACCAGGAGUUGAGACCGGAUGGAACUGUGAAUCAAAUUGAAGGCGAAGCCACCCAGGCCAACCUCACAGAGCCUGCCAAGCUGGGAGUUAAGUUUUUCUGGUUUCACAGCUUUCUCCCAUUUGGGUCCAUUUUCCACUUAACUUUAACAAGUUGGGCUAUGACAUUUCCUUGGCUUGGACCUUGGCUGUGGAGGUCAAGUUCACAGAGGAAGUCUCUGGAUUCAAACGGAGAAGUGAUGCCAUCUGCUCCAUACUGGGUCCUGGCCACCGACUAUGAGAACUACGCCCUCGUGUACUCCUGUACCACAAUCGUCUGGCUUUUUCACAUGGAUCAUGUUUGGAUCUUGGGAAGAAACCCUUAUCUCCCUCCAGAAACAGUGACCUAUCUAAAAGAUAUCUUGACUUCUAAUGAAAUUGACAUAGAAAAAAUGACUAUCACAGAUCAGGUGAACUGCCCUGAGCCACUGUAAGAGGCUCUAAAGGGAACCUGCCUUCACUCAAUGUUACUUCUUUUGCUUUGCUUCCCCCCACCCCACCCUUCAUAAAGACCAACCACGGCAACAUUGCAAACACCAGAGGGGAAAUUUGAAAGCAGAAGCCUGUGGAGAGAAAGUCCAGGAACGCUGGCCCAAACACUUAGCCAUGUACCAUGUUACCUUGCCAGUCUAAUAAUAAACUUGUUGCUGACCUGCUGUGCUCACAGUA